Arctia plantaginis is the source of this 942-nucleotide messenger RNA. The record is from the annotation of a GenBank genome assembly. Lineage: Eukaryota; Metazoa; Arthropoda; Insecta; Lepidoptera; Erebidae.
AUGGAAGCGUGGCCGACUUCCCAUCUUUUAGAAUUACCACCAAAUGGCGUUCAGGAAAUAAGAAAGUUGUACAAUUUUGAUAGUCCUGACAGAAUAAAACAAGCUGUUGACGUCUUGGAGGACUGGUUGAAAAAGCAAGAUCACAUUUUGAAAAAAGAUUUCUCUAGAGGCUACUUGGAAAAAACCAUAAUAAGUUGUAAAGGAUCUGUUGAAAAGGCUAAGAGACGGAUCGAUAGAUUAUGCACUUACAAGACUUUGCUGCCACAGUUCUUCCUAAAAACCAACUGGAGAACGGAAUGUAAAGAAGUCUUGGAUAUAGCAUUGAUAGCAGUGUUGCCAAAAGUAACAAAAGACUAUUAUCGAGUAUCAGUAAUAAAAUUCCAUGAUAAAGCCAUGAUGGAAAAACAUUGCUUACUGUAUUUCCAGUACAAUUUUAUUCUCAUUGAAUAUGUAAAGGCGCAUGAUUAUGUAAAUGGAUUUAUCAUGAUAUUAGACUUUGAAGAAAUAAACAUUUUAGAUAUGGUAACUGCUAUUAAUCCAGUGGUAUUGCAGCAAUACAUGUCUAUUUUAACAGAAGGCUUUGGAGCAAGAUUAAAAGCAAUAUAUGUGCUAACACAGUCAAAACUUGUUGAUUUCUUCAUAAACAUUACGAAAAAGUUCCUUAGCGAGAAGAUUUCUAAAAGAGUAAAUGUGAUUAAAACGAUUGAAGAGUUAUAUACUACGAUUCCUAAAGAAAUUUUACCUGAAGAGUACGGUGGACAGGAAAGGUCUUAUAAGCAAAUUUCAGCGGAUUGGAUUGAGGAACUGAGCACAAAGCAACAUCAAGAUUAUAUUAAGAUGAUGUACGAAGCCUGCACUGACGAAACAUUAAGAAGGCCAGAUCAAUUUAAUGAUGAUUUAAUGGGAAUACCAGGCUCCUUUAGGAAUAUGAUUGUUGAUUAA